This is a messenger RNA of Pyricularia pennisetigena, 1740 nucleotides long. RefSeq lists its product as uncharacterized. Gene Ontology annotation, biological process: adenosine catabolic process; inosine biosynthetic process. The transcript is spliced from 2 exons. Lineage: Eukaryota; Fungi; Ascomycota; Sordariomycetes; Magnaporthales; Pyriculariaceae. Gene Ontology annotation, molecular function: adenosine deaminase activity. The record is from RefSeq and is a predicted model, not a curated record. The coding region runs from base 1 to 1740 and encodes 579 amino acids.
AUGCCUGCCCUCUCGGACGAGGAAUGGGCCGAGAUCGCCGAGGAGAUCCCGCAGGCGUCGGACCCCUUCAUCCAAAAGUACCUCCAGGGGCGUGACGAGCUCGUGUCGCAGGAGCAGCGGCAGCGCAGCGACCACGCCUUCAAGCAGUCGCUGUCGCCGAUCGCGCGGCGGGCCUGCGCCAUCGUGGAGCGGAUCCGGCGCGAGGAGAACGGCAGCGUGUGGACGACGGCGCUCGAGGAGAAAGUCGCCGAGCGCGGCAACGUCUUCCCCGGCAUGAUGUUCGGCCUCGCCAAGGACGUCAUGGAGACGACGCAGCUGUGGAGGAUCGUGCGCCGCAUGCCAAAGGGCGCCCUGCUGCACGGCCACAACGACGCCAUGGCCGAUUUCGACUUUUUGAUCGCCGUCCUGCUCGACACCGAGGGCAUGUGCGUCGCCUGCUCCGACGGUGGCCUGGCUACCGCCCAGCAGAGGGAGGAGAGGGUGCCCGAGUUUCGGUUCGUCAAGAGCCCUGCCGCGAACGUGGAUGCCGCCUCGUUGUGGUCGGAUGACUACAAGGCCGGGACGUUUGUGCCCAUCAUUAAGGCGGCAGACUCCUUCCCCGGCAGCAGCAGCGACGGGAGCCGCGGCGGCAGGGUGGCCUUUACGGCGUGGCUCAAGUCCCGCGUCACGCUGUCCCGGGCGGACUCGACGGAGCAGCACCACGGACAGGACCACAUCUGGCGCAAGUUCAUGACGUGCUUCCGAAUCACGGGGUCCAUGAUGCACUACGAACCCGUUUUCCGGCGCUUCCUCCGACGGGUCAUGACGCUGCUGCACGAGGACGGCGUGGCGUGGGCCGAGCUGCGACACACGUGGCCGCUCGACUACCGCCGCGAGGGUCGCGAGGACCCCGAGACCGACUACAUGCACAUGUUCACCGUCAUCGACGAGGAGGUCACGGCAUUCAAACAGGCCAACCCGGGCUUCUGGGGCGUGCGGAUGAUCUGGUCGUCGCUGCGCAGCGCCGACGAGCGCACCAUGGCCUCGGACAUGACGCUCUGCGUCGAGACCAAGCUCGCCUUUCCGCACCUCGUCGCCGGCUACGACGUCGUCGGCCAGGAGGACAUGGGCCCCCCGCUCAAGGACCUGCUGCCCCGCUUCGCGUGGUUCAAGAAGCUGUGCGCGCAGGAGGGCGUCAACAUACCCUUCUUCUUCCACGCCGGCGAGACGCUGGGCGACGGCACCGACACGGACCAGAAUCUGUUCGACGCGGUGCUGCUGGGCACGAGGCGUAUCGGUCACGGCUUCUCGCUGCACAAGCACCCGCUGCUCAUCGACCUGGUCAAGCAGAAGAGGAUCCUGAUCGAGAGCUGUCCGAUUAGCAAUGAGGUGCUGCGUCUGUGCGGGAGUAUACUGUCGCAUCCCCUCCCGGCACUCCUGGCAAGAGGAGUCCCCUGUGCGCUCAGCAACGACGACCCGGGCAUGCUGGGCCAGGACACCGCCGGCGCCACGCACGACUUUUGGCAGGCACUCCAGGGCUGGGACAAUCUCGGGCUCGGCGGGCUGGGUUCCCUGGCCGAAAACAGCGUGCGGUGGUCCGCCUUUGAGGACGAGACGGAAGCGCAGUGGAAGAGCAGUAUACAGCAGGCAUCGCUCGGCAGCGGGAUCAAGGCGCAGAGGUUAAAGGAGUGGGCGGUAAAGUGGGAGGAGUUUUGCCUGUGGGUUGUCGACGAGUACGGAGAUAAAUAUGGAGAGGAAUAA